Messenger RNA from Tinamus guttatus (white-throated tinamou), 5824 nucleotides. Lineage: Eukaryota; Metazoa; Chordata; Aves; Tinamiformes; Tinamidae. The record is from RefSeq and is a predicted model, not a curated record.
GCAACUACUCCCCUUAUCAAAUAGUGUCCACAGUGGAGUGGGACAAACAGUAUGGCAGCCACCUGGAGAUACCUCAAACCUGGUCCGAAUGAGAAAUCAGUCCCUAGGACAGUCUGCUCCUUCCCUUACUGCUGGUUUGAAGGAGCUCAGUCUCCCCAGAAGAGGAAGCUUCUGUCGGACAAGCAACAGAAAGAGUUUGAUUGUGACCUCCAGCACUUCUCCAACGCUCCCGCGACCGCACUCCCCUCUUCAUGGACACACAGGUAGCAGUCCUUUGGACAGUCCCAGGAACUUCUCUCCAAAUGCACCUGCUCAUUUUUCCUUUGUUCCUGCCCGAAGCCACGGACACAGAGCAGACAGGACGGAUGGGCGUCGCUGGUCCUUGGCCUCUCUCCCUUCAUCUGGAUAUGGAACAAACACUCCCAGUUCAACCGUUUCAUCAUCAUGCUCAUCUCAGGAGAAGCUGCACCAGCUGCCCUUUCAGCCCACGGCAGACGAGCUUCAUUUCCUGACCAAGCAUUUCAGUACGGAGAGCAUCACGGAUGAGGAAGGGCGCCACUCGCCAGCCCUGCGGCCUCGCUCUCGCAGUCUCAGCCCGGGUCGCUCCCCAGUUUCCUUUGACGGUGAAAUAAUAAUGAUGAAUCAUGUGUACAAAGAAAGGUUUCCGAAGGCCACGGCGCAGAUGGAGGAACGGCUGGCUGAGUUCAUUGCCUCUAAUGCUCCUGAGAACGUGCUGCAAUUAGCAGAUGGGGUCCUAAGUUUCAUUCAUCACCAAGUUAUUGAACUGGCCAGAGACUGCCUAGACAAAUCACGUGAAGGUCUUAUUACUUCUCGAUACUUUUAUGAGCUGCAGGAAAACUUGGAGAAACUUCUCCAGGAUGCCCACGAGCGGUCCGAGAGCUCGGAGGUUGCUUUCGUUACCCAACUUGUGAAGAAGCUGAUGAUUAUCAUUGCGCGACCAGCUCGGCUGCUUGAGUGCCUGGAGUUUGAUCCUGAAGAGUUUUACCACUUGUUGGAAGCUGCAGAAGGCCAUGCCAAGGAAGGGCAAGGAAUUAAAUGCGACAUUCCUCGCUACAUUAUCAGCCAGCUGGGACUUACCAGGGAUCCCCUGGAGGAAAUGGCCCAGCUGAAUAGCUAUGACAGCCCAGACACUCCUGAGACAGAUGAUUCAGUUGAGAGCCGUGGUGCCUCUGUGCAAUCAAAGAAAACUCCAUCUGAGGAAGAAUUUGAAAAUAUUAAACUGAUCAGUAAUGGAGCUUAUGGAGCGGUGUAUUUGGUACGACACAAGACCACCCGGCAACGUUUUGCAAUGAAGAAGAUCAACAAGCAGAACCUAAUUUUGAGAAACCAGAUCCAACAGGCUUUUGUGGAGAGAGAUAUCCUGACUUUUGCUGAGAACCCCUUUGUAGUCAGCAUGUUCUGCUCCUUCGAGACCAAGCGCCAUCUGUGCAUGGUUAUGGAGUACGUGGAAGGAGGUGACUGUGCUACACUUCUGAAGAACAUCGGUGCCCUACCUGUUGAUAUGGCCAGGAUGUAUUUUGCUGAGACUGUUUUGGCGUUGGAGUACCUACACAAUUAUGGAAUCGUUCACCGUGACCUAAAACCUGACAAUCUUCUGAUAACUUCCAUGGGUCACAUUAAACUAACUGACUUUGGACUGUCUAAAAUCGGUUUAAUGAGUCUUACAACUAAUCUCUAUGAGGGACACAUUGAGAAAGACACCAGGGAAUUCCUGGACAAGCAGGUCUGUGGGACUCCAGAAUACAUCGCGCCAGAGGUGAUCCUGCGGCAGGGCUAUGGGAAGCCAGUGGACUGGUGGGCCAUGGGAGUUAUUCUCUAUGAGUUUUUAGUUGGCUGUGUCCCUUUCUUUGGUGACACACCUGAAGAGCUCUUUGGACAAGUGAUCAGUGAUGAAAUUGCCUGGCCAGAUGGUGACGAUGCACUGCCUCCAGAUGCCCAGGACCUCAUUUCUAAGCUUCUCCGGCAAAAUCCUUUGGAAAGAAUGGGAACAGGUAGUGCCUUUGAAGUGAAACAGCACCGGUUCUUUAAAGAUUUGGACUGGAAUGGAUUACUUCGACAGAAAGCCGAAUUCAUUCCACAGUUGGAAUCUGAGGAUGACACAAGCUAUUUUGACACCCGGUCAGAACGGUACCAACACCUGGAUUCAGAAGAGGAGGAAGACACAAAUGAUGACGAUCACGUGGAAAUUAGGCAGUUCUCCUCGUGCUCGCCAAGGUUCAGCAAGGUGUACAGCAGCAUGGAGCGUCUUUCCAUCCAUGAAGAGAGGAAGACUCCGCCACCAACUAAACGGAGCCUAAGUGAAGAAAAAGACGACCGAUUAGACAGCCUUGGUGGCUUGAAGGGUCGGGACCGCAGCUGGGUCAUUGGGUCUCCUGAAAUCCUGCGGAAGCGCCUCUCCAUGUCGGAGUCGUCGCACACGGAGAGCGACUCGAGCCCGCCGCUGACGGUGCGCCGGCGCUGCUCGGGGCCUCCACGCUCACGGGUAGCUGGGAGCACUGCAGAUUUCUCUGAUCCACGCGCUCGCAGUAAUAGCAAUGAAGGCCCAGACUUUACCACUCCAAAAGCCAUCAGCGAUUUGGCAGUGCGGCGGGCACGACACAGGUUGCUCUCUGGGGAAUCAGGGGAGAAACGUACCUCGAGACCUGUCAAUAAAGUGAUUAAAUCAGCAUCCGCUACUGCCUUGUCUCUCCUGAUUCCCUCAGAUCACCACACGUGUUCCCCAUUGGCUAGUCCAAUGUCACCUCAUUCUCUAUCCUCAAACCCAUCUUCGAGGGACUCCUCACCCAGCCGCGACUUUUCUCCUGCUAUCGCAAACCUGAAACCACCAAUCAUCAUCCAUCGGGCUGGAAAGAAAUACGGUUUCACUCUCCGUGCCAUUCGCGUCUAUAUGGGUGACAGUGAUAUCUACACUGUGCAUCACAUGGUCUGGCACGUGGAGGACGGCGGCCCGGCGCACGAGGCAGGCCUGCGUGAAGGGGAUCUCAUCACACACGUCAACGGGGAGCCCGUCCACGGCCUGGUGCACACGGAGGUGGUGGAGCUGAUCCUGAAGAGUGGAAAUAAAGUGUCCAUCUCGACCACACCAUUUGAGAACACGUCGAUCAAAGUUGGGCCAGCCCGAAAGGCCAGCUACAAAUCCAAGAUGGCUCGUAGGAACAAGAAAAGCAAAACUAAAGAUGGGCAGGAAAGUAAGAAGAAGAGUUCUUUGUUCAGGAAGAUCACUAAACAAGCAUCACUGCUUCACACCAGCCGUAGUUUAUCUUCUCUAAACCGCUCACUCUCUUCUGGAGAAAGUGUACCUGGUUCUCCAACUCACAAUCUGUCUCCUCGCUCACCUACGCAGAGCUACAGAUCCACACCCGAGUCUGUGCAUUCAGUUGGUGGCAAUUCUUCCCAGAGCAGCUCUCCCAGUUCCAGUGUCCCCAAUUCUCCAGCCAGCUCUGGACACAUCCGACCCAGCUCUCUGCAUGGCCUGGCGCCGAAGCUCCAAAGGCAGUAUCGGUCUCCGAGGCGUAAAUCUGCAGGAAACAUCCCUCUGUCGCCACUAGCUCACACUCCAUCACCAACACCACAGUCCACAUCUCCGCAACGCUCCCCUUCCCCUUUACCAGGGCAUUCAGUUGGCAGUUCCAGUGUUAUUCAGUCAUUUCCAGUGAAACUACACUCCUCUCCACCACUGGUAAGGCAAAUUUCUCGGCCUAAAAGUGCUGAGCCCCCUAGGUCUCCUUUGCUGAAGAGAGUCCAGUCGGCAGAAAAACUGGCUGCCUCACUGUCGUCUUCUGAGAAGAAGCUGGGUUCCUCACGGAAGCAUAGCCUGGAUAUUUCUCAUUCGGAAUUCAAGAAGGAAAUGCUGCAGAGGGAUCCUAGUCUCCAGAGCUUACAAGAGUCUGCGAAUGAAACAACAAGUGGAAAACUUGGACUAGCAGAAAAGGUCAUGUUGCAGAAGCCAGGCUCCAGGAAGCUGGGUGCUAUUCGGCAGGACAGGGUGGAGAGGAGAGAGUCCCUGCAAAAGCAGGAGGCCAUAAGGGAAGUAGAUUCCUCAGAAGAUGAAACGGAUGAUGGUUCAGAGGAUAGUCAGGAUGGAAGAAGACUGGACAAGCCACCUGGCAAUGGAGACCGAGGCUCUGAUUCUUUUAAUGAGGAUAAAUUUUCUUCUAAAUUAGAAAGCAAAGAUAGUAUUGAAGAUGAUGCCUUUCUGCCUGAAGAUCCAAAAGGUACAGAAGAAUUGCAAAAGGUAAAUAAUCAGCAAGCCAAGGCUGUUUCAGAGCUGCUGCAAACCAGUGUGCACCCUUCCUCAUCAGGGGCCCUCCCAAGAACUUCUCCAGAGAAAUUGCCUAUCUUACCCAGCUCAGAAAAGCCAUUCCUAAGGUCAGAAACUACUGCAAAGGAACCUAAAGUGCCAGAAAACAAAAAAUCAGAACAUUUUAGUCAAGAAGGCAAAUCUCAUGAAGCAAUCAAAGACUUAGGGAAAACUACUAGUACUCCAAAACCAAUAGAUCAUACCGAACACAUACAGCACCCAUCUAUGAAACCUCUUAAACUUGAACAAGGUGACUCUUCAGGGGCCUCCUGUGGUAAACUUGACCCGAAAGACUCUCUGCUCCCAGAAAUCAGUCAGAAAAAGCAUGACUCGAAGCCUCUGCUUGUUCUUUCUCCAUGUUGCACGGCGAGCGUGAGCAUUACGCUCUCAACGAGCCGCGGCGACGGCAGCGCCGAGGCUCCCAAGGAGACGCUGCAGCCUGUCGAGCGCAGCAGCCCCUUUCUGCAUCCUGCAAGCAGGAGUGAAACACCCCCCAGAAGUCCCAGUACCGACAGAAAGCAGCCCAGCUCAUUGCAGACGGAGAGUGUUUCAGCUGCUAGCAAAACGAGCCAGGGCAGUGCCCCGGCUCCGGGGUCCUCCCCGCUCCCCGUCCCCGGCGCCGCGGAACGAGCGCUCUCCGUGUCGCCGCUCGCGCAGAGCGUCCUGGGCCCUCUGAAGCUCAGCAUGGCCGGAUCUGGAGAGCCAGAAAAGAGGAAGGAUUUCCACCAUUUGGGGGCCUCUUGUCAAGAGGAGAGGGAUUCCAAACAAAAAAAGCAGGAAGCUUUGCAAGCAGGACCGUGUCAAGAGAGAGCCAAAGCCCCCAGCACCGGCAGCCUGCCCACCAGGAGCGGAUCCUGCACGGAGUCCUUGCACGCAGCGAAGACGUGGGAGGCAGCGUGUCCCAUGGGGGCAAAAAAGGAGCCAACCUUUUGCAGUUCUAAAUCAUCCGAAGCUUUGGGAAGCAGCUGCAAAAGCGCCUCCUCCACGGAGCUCCCGCACGCCCCGGGGCAGCCCGCCCUGGGGGCCUCUCCUCUGCCAGACAGCAGCACGAGGCCCUGGAAGGACGGGACCCUCGCACAAGGAAAAGGCAAAGAGGCUGGAAGUCAGUUAAAAGUGCCAGACUUUCCUCUGUCCUGUGAUGGUGCUGCGAAGAAAACAUAGCAGCAUCCCUGGUACACCCGGACUGGAGCGUUCCACAUCCAAAAUAGAGACUGCAUGUUUGAAUUUUGUAAUAUACACUAAUAUAAAAUAGAACUUGUGUACAUCUAUUUUUGGGAGGGUUUUUUUCAUACUGUUUUUUGUGUUUUUUUCAUCCUUGCUAUUCUAUUUUUGUACACGGUAAUGCUUGCCAUUUGAGGUCUCUUUAGAACAGGGUAUCUUUAAAGCAGGGCUUAAGAAACAGUGUGCUGAUUUUUUCCCUUCCUGCCCUUUUAUUUUGCCCUGAGUUUAGAGACUUUUUGCUCUUCUCCAAUUCUGUGUUCAGAUCCCCAAAAUUCUGAGUGC